Molecule: messenger RNA, 962 nt
Organism: Uloborus diversus
Lineage: Eukaryota; Metazoa; Arthropoda; Arachnida; Araneae; Uloboridae
Exons: 6
Coding region: 150-806 (218 amino acids)
Source: RefSeq, a predicted model, not a curated record
GAAGGAGCCUGAAGUGUCCCACACCUGGAGAAAACUAAACAAGAAAUGGAGAAGUAAAUCGCUUUUUCCUCAGUUCUAGGUGUGACUUUACUUCAAUUGAGUGUGAUUCAUUCUUACCAGUUUAUUUCUGAUUUGCCAACCGUACCGGUAUGAUUAUACUGUUUAUCCUCCCAAUUUUACUUCCAACGACGGAAGCAGCUUUUGAACUGGCUCCUCAUAUAUUUGUAGCUGCAGAUGGUGUAGAUGGUGUAUUCUAUGAAUCUCCUGAAUAUGAUGAACCGGAAGUAGUUAUGAACCAGCUAGAAGCUAUGGGAGUCAGGCCAGUUUUGACGCUUCUAGAGAUUUCAAAUCAAGGUCCGGAAAACUCAAGUGAAGAGGAUGUGUCAUACUAUGAGCAAUUAGCAGAAGUGCAGAAAAGUCUGGAAGAAAUUAUUGAUGUUUUACAUACUGCUCGAACUAAGCUUGAAAAAGGAAGCACACAUAUACUCACAGAUGUAAACAAAUCUGUUUUAGGUCUUAAGAGACUGGAACGCAAACUGAAGCCAAGGGUGCCUUCCAUCGGAGGCGCAAUACGUCAGUCAAUCUCUUUUCAAUCGUCUGGCUUUAACCCUGUAAUCAAGAUGGAAGGAGAACGAACCAUGACCACCACGGAAGCUAUUGAUCCUGAAAAUCCACAAUCCAACGAAAGGGAGCAAACAGUGACAGAAACACCAUACGGCAAAGAUAUAUACAUUAAAGAAUCGAAAAAGGUUGGAGAUGGAGCUUUCCAGAAGAAAUGGACUUGGAAAUCGUCAAGUGUUAUAUGAUGAAACAAAAUUGUGUGUUUGCAAAUGUAUUUUUUAUGAAGUUAAUUUCUUCAGUUCUUGUUAACAACGUUUCUAUAUUAGUAUUUUUCCUAUUUUGGAAAAAGUAUACUGUAAAAAGUUCCUUAAAUUUGAAAUAAAAAGUUUCAACACUCGAAA